This is a messenger RNA of Marchantia polymorpha subsp. ruderalis, 2172 nucleotides long. Lineage: Eukaryota; Viridiplantae; Streptophyta; Marchantiopsida; Marchantiales; Marchantiaceae. The record is from the annotation of a GenBank genome assembly.
UUCGAUCUUCAAACAAGUUCUUCGCUCAGAUACCACUUCGCAGAUUUCGCUUCUGUUUUACACUGAUACUAUUUGGCAGGAAACUAUUCUGCAUUUAAGUCGCCGAUCGGAUGUCUGCGCAUUUCAUGGGAAUCCGCAAAUUGAGAUAUGGAACUCAGGAUAUUGAGUUGGUUCAGUACGCCCUGCUCUACAUGAGAACAAACCGAUCCUUGAGAAGUAGAAAUUACAGCCAGCUACAGGGGCGAUAUGAUCCUUUCAAGUUCUACAAAAAACACGCGAAGCUCGUUACUGGUAAAAUAUCAUCACCAACUGUACAUACCUGCACGGGUUUCUUAGCACUGAGCUUUAAGACUCGAUUUCAAUUGACAUAUAUACCGAAAGAAAACUCUAAUACAGAGUUCAUACAGAGUUCGUAGGACCUUGUCAACGAAUUUCUGCAAAGGUCCAUAUGACGACAGAGAGUCUUCCCCUCACAGUCCUACUUCAGCUCGUCUGUAGUUUGAAAUAUUCCAGACGUAUUCGGCUCCUUCACCUCAUGAACUUGACCAGUCCUCUCGACUUGCUGAACUUGUGCUUUUCUAUGUUCCUGCUAGGCACCUUGUGUUUAAUCUUCUCAAUUAUGGAACUAAUGAUGAAACGCUUGUCACUAGCAUUCCCACUAGUCACAAGGCUCACCAGUUCAGCCAUGCUCCACCUGUUUGUACGAAACAGUGGGCAGAGUCUGGCACUAAGAAUCGAGCAUAGACUGAAUCUGAGGCUAAAUUCCCAAAAUACUCCUUACCCCGCUGUGGAGGAUGAAUCACCUACUCGCUCCUUGCAGCAUAGUGGUAGAGAAAGCAUCCGUGGCAAACAGUCAGUCAUGCACAGAAGAGACUCGUCGGUUGGAAGCAGACACGUCGCUGCACUGGUUCACGAUCUGUCCAUCGCACUGCAUAUAUGAAUAUCAAGGUAUCGUUCAGUUUGCUGUGCAUGCAUGUCACGCGUUGAAUACUUGAGGAACAAAACUUGACUUUUCUCGGCUCCAAAAGAAAGUUAGCCACUGGACUUGAUUGCUGCUGUCCUGUGGCAUGUACACAGGCAGGCAGCCUUGGGCUGUUGGAUAAGUCGACAGCAAUCAGUGCACUGCCUCACAGUGUACCGUCUGGAGUAUUUCUCUCACAGACAAGUGAAGCAUCGUUGAACCCCUUCCACAGCGCUGGUCUCAGCAGACACAUCGUUUUGACAAGUGUGUCCACAUUACUUUAUCCUUCUGUUCAGAUACUCGUCAUCCCUGAAGUACUGGCCACGGUCCAGCACGAUCGAUUCUUGGAUGAGCCUGUGCAGUGAGUCAGUUGUCCGCUGCUGGCUAUCAGAGCAGGUUCCAAGAUGUCAAAAUACCUGAAUCACAACAUGAAAUGGAUGCUGAACAGAUCACAGUGCACGCUACCUCGACAUGGGAAAGCAUGGGAAAGCUAACUAUCCUCUAACCAUUUAUUUAGAGGAUUGCCUACUCCAGACAGUAAGCAUCUUGGCAGAUAAUAACCACAAGUCGCCUCACUCUCAUCCAGAUUGCAGCAAUCGGGCAUCAAUGACUACAUCAUCUGAUGCAACAAUCUCUUUUUGACUUCACAGUCGUGACCAGAGAAGACCUCGAAUGUCGUUUUGGGAUGAGAUUCGGAUAGCAAGCCUGGCCAUCGAUCACAGUUUCGCCUAGUGUAGGUUGGAUGAGUAGGAUGCUAAGAAGCAGUGUCCACAUCCUUAUUGGAAAGCAAACCUAAUGUUAAAAUAUUCCGUUUGGAGCAUCGUCUUCGUAUACAUAAUGGAACACUGAACCCACUCCCACCGAUCUCUAUAAUUCUCAUCGGUUUCCCAUCAUAGUUCGUGUCCUUGAGCCACUGUUGUUAAGAAAAGGCCUCACAUGGAUGAGGACAUGCAAUGCAGCUUCAAUCAUCCUUGUUUCAAGAGGGAGAGGAUGCAACUGGUGCCUUAUUGACAUACUUGGCGGACUGGGAGUACACAGCUCUUGUAGAUCGUUAUCUGCAACUAAAUAAAGGGUUUAAGUCAUAAGGAGAUAAAAGGGGACCGGAAUUGAUGUAGAUGGAGUGAAAUUGAUGUCUACAUACACAGAUGUAUCGAGAUUCUAUCUUAGACGAAGAGAUUUUCAGAGGGAUUACGAGGUACGGUGAAUCACUG